AUGACUGCCAAAAAGAAACAUGGACCAAAUAUGGUGUCACCGGUUGGAUCGGUGGGAGCGGCGACGACACAUAAUCAAGGCCCAACAGACUAUGUCGAGAUACAGCAAAAUGAAGUUGCCGUCUUGCAGUCGAUUUACAUGGAGGACUUUCAGGAGGCUCAGGUUAAGGCAGCUGCAUGGAGUAAAUCCCCAGAUAUUGCUUUCAGACUACGGCUGAAGGCACAUGCCGAUCCAGAAAUCACGACAACACUCUUUGUGCAGCUUCCUACAACAUAUCCGAAGACACUGCCUUUACUCAGACUAGAACAUUACAACUGUGGUAACACAAAAGUUCUUGAAAGGGUGAAAGAGGUACUUGAAUCUAAGCCGAAAGAAUUACUCGGAAAUGAGAUGAUAUAUGAGAUAGCUUCCCUUGUUCAAGAUAUUCUGGAAGACGCUGCGACGGUCAAAGCGGAGAAAGAGGGCUUGCCGAGUCUCCAGGCUGAAAGGGUACUCCAACGCAACAAUCUGGAACAGGAGCUGAAGCAGCAAGAGGAGGGACGGAAGCGACAAGAGGAGGAAGCAGUCGCUGAAGAGGACAGCUACCUUGUGGAACAAAUCAGCAGAGAAAUCAACAAACGAGAAAUCAAAACACGGGCAGCGGAAAAGAACCACGCUACCAGACGAGGCAGUAGGAUUGCUACAGAAGAGUCUGCUACAUCGUCUCCCAUGAUAUCGACGCUAGCAUUUCCUCGUACUAUGAAAAUGACUGACAAAGGAGGCAACCUGAUGACCUUCUCCAGCGUCACCUGCCUUCCACCACUGCUUUCCAGCCCUACGAAGCGGCUGUCACUCGCGAUGCCACAAGCAGGAAACAGUUUUAACCUACCGAUAAUCAUCGUGAAACAUAUCUAUCUCCACGAAGACCCUUCUGAAAGCAUUUCUUUUCGUCGCAAGAUGACCGAGGUUGAAGAGCUUCUCAAAGAGAUGGCUAGAGUUCGACAUCCUAAUGUUGUAGAUCUGCUCGGGUUCAAAGUGGAGCGACACCUGAAUGAUUCAGAUGGUGGCGUUGCUUCAGCAGCGGAAUGGGAAGUCUCGAUAUUGACAGAAUAUACCCAGCGAGGCUCACUAUCCGAUGUGUUAGAGGCUUCCGGCAAUGUUGAAGCACGUUUUAUUCGCUCCUACACAAAGCAGAUUUUGGACGCGCUUGAAUUUUUCGAUCAACACGGUUACGUGCAUCCUACUAUCUCACUCAACAACAUACUAUUCUUCCCUUCGAUCACAGGUAAACCUACCAUCAAAAUUUCGGACGGUUACGGUCUUGCCAUGAAGGACAUGAUCCUCAAGUCGCGCGCGAGGGCGAACUUCACAUCUUCUGAGCUACCGCAGUGGACUGCUCCUGAACUGAAUGAUAAAGUCCCCAGAAGGAGCAACAAGACCUGCAUCUGGGAGCUUGGCAGGGUUAUUCUGGAGAUGGUGCAUGGGAAGCGAGUCGUGGAAGAUUAUACUUCACCACAAAACUACUUGAAGGAGAAUGAGGAAUAUCACAACGAUACUUUCAAGGCGUUUUUGGUCGACAUCUUCCAACUAGACGUCAAGAGACGGUCUAAGGCUUUCGAGUUGCGUUCUUUCCAGAUGAUGCAGGAAGAAGGGGCGAAGCCUCUGUUUAGAUCAGGUACCUCAAUCGAGUCAGCCACGGCUCGUAGAAGUGAAGAGGUCUCUACUUUGGCCUUGGUGCCAUCGCGCUUCAAACACGAUUUCGAGGAUGACCUAAGCGUUCUUGGCAAAGGAGGCUAUGGUAAAGUUUUCAAAGCGAAGCAUAGACUCGACGGACGUUUCUAUGCCGUGAAGGAAGUAGUGUCCGAUUCUCCAGAAGAACUACGAGAGAUUCUGAGGGAAACGAUCCUUCUCUCCCGCCUCAACCAUCCAUAUGUUGUCCGCUACUUUAGCGCAUGGAUGGAAACAGAAGGUUCUACUUCCCUUGGAGUUCGACCGAGCAACAGGUCAAGCAAUUCUAGCGAUGGUAGCGAUGCGAAAGGCCCAUCUGUAUCCCCAGACAUUCAAGACGAUAUUCUCGAUUUCAGCAUACCCCAUGAUAUGAUGUCAACCAGCGGAUUUAAAGACAUUGUGUUUGGCUUCGACUCUGAUGAAGUCGAAGAGGCUGGAAACACUGAGUCCAGCAAUACUUCUGAUUCAAAAACGAUAUCGUCUUCUGCAGACGACUCGGAAAGCCAAGGAAGGCAUGGGAAGCGGAUGAGCCAGCAAACCCAAGGACCUGCCGCAGUAGAUCCCGUCCGAACGAAGCUCUACAUCCAAAUGGAAUUCUGCGAGAACCGUACGCUAAGACACCUCAUUAAUGAUAGUAGCUUGAGCAGCGUUGACGAAGGAUGGCGUAUCUUCCGGCAGGUACUUGACGGACUUUCGCAUGUUCAUAAAGUCGGAAUUAUUCAUCGGGAUUUGAAACCUGAGAACAUUUUCAUGGACAAUGACAACAACCCUAGGAUUGGGGAUUUUGGCCUAGCAACAAGCGGGACUUUCGCUUCUGUGAUGCGCCUCUCAGAUACGGCACAGAUAGCGGAUUCUGACACUCGUAAUAUCGGUACUACGUUCUAUGUUGCACCUGAAUUGAGCUCUAACUCGAAAGGUUCAAAAGUGGACAUGUACUCGUUGGGAAUCAUUUUCUUCGAGAUAUGCCAUCCGAGAAUGCUGGGCCAAGAGCGAGUGCUUGAACUGAACAAGAUCCGGCAGAAGGCUUACGUGCUCCCGCCAAUGUUCCAAGAGCCUGAAUAUUCGGUCCAAGGAGAUAUUAUCAAGAUGCUAUUGACCCACCGUCCGAGCGAGCGCCCAUCUGCAGCAGAGCUCUUCCGAAGCGGCAAGAUUCCAGAGCCAGUCGAAGAUGAGAAGCUUCGGAAGUUUGUGGCAGGCAUGGCCGAGUCUGGUUCGUCAGAGUAUCACAAGCUUGUGUCAUCGUUAUUCGCACAAAAGCCGAAUCGAGUACAGGAGUUUGCAUGGCAUAGACAGAUCCGUACUCCGCCCGCUGUUGAUCAGCUCUUGAUGGCUAAUAUGGUGCGAGAAAGGCUGGCCUCAAUAUUUCGCAGGCAUGGUGCCGUUGAGGUCAAACGAAAGUUACUCUUCCCACGCUCCGAACACUACAAGACAGCAGCCAGCUUCCUAGACACCAAUGGAAAACCGCUCCAACUGGCUUAUGAUCUUACGCUCCCCAACGCUCUUGCACUCUCCCACGCACAUGCGCCAUUUGAAAAGAUCUUCACUUUCGGUAACGUUUAUAGGGAGUCACUGCUUGGUGGAGAACCAAAAGAGAUUGGAGAGAUUGAUUUCGAUAUCAUCUCUUACACAACGAGUGACUUGGCCCUUAAAGAAGCCGAAGCCAUCAAAGUUCUUGAUGAGAUCAUUCAGGGAUGUCCACCUCUGCAGUCGUCAAUGCUCUGCUUUCACCUGAACCACUCCGAUCUGCUCAAUCUCGUUUUGGAUUUUUGUAAAAUUAAAUCCGACCAGGAAAUUGGUGUUAAGGAGGCGCUUUCGCGGCUGAACACCGCCAAUUGGACUUUGGAGACGAUUCGCAAUGAACUGCAGGCUUCUACAAACAUAUCCUCAGCAUCUCUGGAGGAUCUGAUGCGCUUCAAUAUUCGGGGGGAGUUGGAUACUGUGCGCCGGAAGAUCGAAGCAAUAUUCGGCAACUCAGAUUAUUUGGACCGCCUCGGCUCCAUCUUCACCCGCAUUGAGACCGUGGUCACCUACCUUCAUCGUUUCCAAAUAAAGACAAAGAUAUUUAUACAUCCUUUGAGCAGCUACAAUGAGAAAUUCUACCGAGGAAGCAUUCUUUUCCAAUGUCUAUUGGAAGGGAAGCGGAAGUCGCUACUGGCAGUUGGGGGCCGUUACGAUGCUCUCAUUGCAGAACAUGCCCUCCCCACUUCGGUUGAGAAGCCACGUGCAGUCGGGUUUCAUUUACCCUGGGACGAACUGAACAGUCUCAUGGCCCCAGACCAGAAGCGUACCAGCAAGAAGUUCCUCAAAGCUGAAGCCAGUGAGAACAGUUCCAGUUGGCGUCCCAGCCGCUGUGACGUUCUGGUCACCAGCUUUGACCCUAGCAUUCUCCGCACAACUGGCAUUGAGCUUGUGCAGCAACUAUGGGCCAAUGGCAUCAGUGCGGAGCUCUCGAGGGACUUCUCUUCUAUGGAAGAGCUCAUGAUCUCGUACAGAGGUGAUCACCAUGGAUGGGUCGUACUUGUGCGUCAUGACAGCAAUUCUGUUGGAGAACGAGCGCUGAAAAUUCGCAACAUCGCGAAAAAGGAAGAUACAGAGGUCAAUGUGAACGAGGUUGCUGCUUGGUUGGUCGCUGAGAUACGAGAAAGGGACUAUCGUGAAGGACAGAUAGUUGCAACUGUGCCACGACUACGUCGAGGUACCAGCCAUGGUGAGACCCUCAGCGACAGCCGGGAGCCUGACGUCCGCAUCCUUGCCACUCAACACAAGGGCAAGAAGCAGAACCGCCAUGCCAUUGUCGACGCGGCAGCUUCUCGCACACGCGAAUUGACCGACUCCUUUCUCGCAGAUGCACCAAUUGCAGCAAUUGAAACAUCGGACGAAAUCUUGGAAAGCAUACGUGAUACUCGACUCAACGAUCCAGACAGCUGGCGUACAAUGAUUCAGGGCGCGCCGAUCCAAGAACGUAAAUACCUGCAGCAAGUGUUCGACCUCCUUUGUCAAAUGGCAGAGACUGGGAAGAAGGGUGCGUUUGUCUUCAACCACCGAACUAGAGGGUGUAUUUACUAUGAUUUCGGAGUGCACCGAUAG
Molecule: messenger RNA, 4794 nt
Organism: Endocarpon pusillum Z07020
Lineage: Eukaryota; Fungi; Ascomycota; Eurotiomycetes; Verrucariales; Verrucariaceae
Exons: 2
Coding region: 1-4794 (1597 amino acids)
Biological process (GO): regulation of translational initiation by eIF2 alpha phosphorylation; DNA damage checkpoint signaling
Cellular component (GO): cytosol
Molecular function (GO): protein binding; eukaryotic translation initiation factor 2alpha kinase activity; ATP binding
Source: RefSeq, a predicted model, not a curated record